AUGGUGGGGAUUUUGAACGCGAUUGUAUUUCUAAGUUUUAGUAGUACAAAAGUCAGUGGCACAGAAGUUGACGGUUCCAAAAUCUUGAAACGCGACAGGAAAGACGGUGUUAAUUAUGUCAACUUUGUUUCGCAUAAAUUUAGUUUUUUGGAUCUGCCACCCUUGUUAUCAGCUCUUGUGCGUACGGUUGGAGAGUGCGGUGUAACGUGUGUUGAUAACCCAUCGUGUUUUUCCUUUAACUGUGCGGCGUUCUUAGAUAACGUGCACAGAAAGAUGUCUUGCCAACUUUUGCCCAGCGAUAAGUACAAUAAAUCAAGUAAGUUUUCUUCAAGUCCAACAUUUCAUCAUUACAGCAUAAAGAGUCGUUGUUCCAGUAAUCCUUGUAUGAACAAUGCAACUUGUGUGGCUGACUACGAUGAUUACAAGUAUUCAUGCCAAUGUGCUCCAGGAUAUUUUGGAAAGGAUUGCGAAGAUGUGGAUGGCCUUGUCGCGCUCUACCCGUUCAACUCAGCAUACACUACAAAAGACAUGCUGGGUAGUCAGCUUGACGGAAUUGCUUCCAACGUGCAGCUUGCAACUGGACCUAAGGGAAACGCGGGCGGUUCGUAUCGGUUCAUGGGUACAUCUAACAGCUACAUUGAACUCCCAAACAGCGGAGGGUUAGAUACGAUGUACUCUUUGACAGUUGUGAUGUGGAUUUAUCCCGAGGGACCAACGGAUGGACCUAUAUUCAACUAUGGGACUUCGACUUCAAAUCUUUGGAGAGUUCAUUUUUGGAUAGCAACUGGUGGAAACUUUUUUUUCCGUCCGGCUGAUAGACAGGGUAAUAUGUAUUCAUCUGUAACAAGCCCUGCAACCUCAGGUCAGUGGCAUUACGUCGCUGUUUCUUACGACUACAACACUGGAGUGGCUAGACUCUGGAUCGACGGAGUGGAAAAAGGGAAAGAAACUGUUGGAGUGUUUCAAUUGGCUACCGACUUAAAUGUCAGAAUUGGUGUGAAAACUGGUGAUGCCAGAUAUUUUAAGGGGAGAGUCACAGGAAUACAAGUGUAUAACGUAGCACUUAAUCGAGACCAGAUAAUGGCUGUGAAAACGAGAGGGGAAGGCUGAAUUCAUACAAAGUAUCAAUAAAUGAAUGCAGUAGUCUGCUUUGCAACCAACUCACUCGCUGUCAGAGAAUGCGUUUGGUACCACAGCUUUGAGAAACUUAAACCAUAUAGUGUUUUAAGAUUUUUAGGUGAAAAAUGAAAUUUUAAUGGACAAAAAAUAACACAAAGUGUUUCAGCCGCCUCUAUUCCUUUACCACAGCGCAUGCGUGAAUUCUUUGAACCCUGAGAGACAGUUUUGAAACUGUACUGGUCUCCUAGGAAUCAGUUCCAGACUAUCAUGUUACAUUAUUAUCUAUGAACAUAUUCAUUUAAUAAUUUGCCCAAUCCAAACAAUUAAUUGUCAUCAUUAUAACUAGUAUUAGUAUAAAGCAUAGGCCCACUAAGUUACUUUGAAAACGUAUAACUAAAUUAUCUUCUUAUUUCGAUAAAUACAUGGUAAUAUGAAAAAAAAGGAUAACAUGAUAUCAAGGCUUAAAAGGUAAGACUUUAAUGAGGCAAGAACUCGUGCCUAUCAAAACGCCAUUCGGUUCCGGCUAUCAACUGUGCCACGAACUCACGAUCGACCUUCCACCAGUCAUAAUUAUCUCUAAGAAAUUUAAAAAAACUUUUAUUUUUUGCCAAAAAUUGUUUCUAUCCGUUGACGCCAACACAGUAAAACGGCGUCUUCAAACGUCUCUAUAAAGCAUUCGUUUUGAGUGACCGUUUUAACCUGAUAUGUGUGGAUAGAAGACCAAACGACCGUUUUAACCUGAUAUGUGUGAAUAGAAGACUAAACCCGGAGAAAAUCUCAAAUGCUAAGUAAAAUCGGAUGAGUGUGACAAUUUUAUUAUAACUGAUUAGUCGUAACUAUCGAAUCCUUCGGUCGGCAGGAGACCUAAACUUGUGAAAAAAAAAAAUUUGCACCGUCAUAGCUUAUUCAUCACCCUUGCCCAGCUGAUUAUUUUAUAUCUCCUUUAUUCAUGAAAAUUUUUUCUUAACCACAUUGGAUCAUCCGGAAUUAAGAAUGUUUAAAGAUCGGUUUACUGAAAAGAUAAACGCCGAGGUUACUGUAUCAUUAAACGCUUACUGCUCCAUCCUUUGCCAUUCUCUUUCCGUUGUUUUUAUCUCUCAUGUUCUAGUGCUUUUUUUCUGACAGCCAAAGAGUUUAUGGUUUAGAGCUUGUUUUUCGUCAUUUUGCACAUUCUAGAAAACGAUUCAAA
This is a messenger RNA of Pocillopora damicornis (cauliflower coral), 2308 nucleotides long. RefSeq lists its product as uncharacterized. Gene Ontology annotation, molecular function: calcium ion binding. The record is from RefSeq and is a predicted model, not a curated record. NCBI's taxonomy places the organism in Eukaryota, Metazoa, Cnidaria, Anthozoa, Scleractinia, Pocilloporidae.